Funneliformis mosseae is the source of this 309-nucleotide messenger RNA. NCBI's taxonomy places the organism in Eukaryota, Fungi, Glomeromycota, Glomeromycetes, Glomerales, Glomeraceae. The record is from the annotation of a GenBank genome assembly.
AUGGCAUCACAAUCAUCCUCGUCAACAAAUUCGAAAUUUGGUGGGGUCUCCAGAAUGAAAGUGUGCAUACCACCACGAGCAAAAAAGAUAUUGCCCAUAGAAAUUAUGAAUCGUCUUUCCUCUUGUGACACAAAUCCGUCAUCAUAUAGGUCGUUUUUGGCCUUUAAUGUGCAAUGGUACCAAAUACAUUGGAACGAACCAAUUUCUCUUGUUGCAAAGAUUUGGCAUUGCAUUUCAAUAAUAAUUAGUUUUGGUGUAUUGGCAUAUAGCAAGCAGUGUUGUAAAGGACGUAGUGUUGAACAUUCGUAA